This is a messenger RNA of Fraxinus pennsylvanica, 969 nucleotides long. The record is from the annotation of a GenBank genome assembly. NCBI's taxonomy places the organism in Eukaryota, Viridiplantae, Streptophyta, Magnoliopsida, Lamiales, Oleaceae.
AUGGAUGCCAACACCGCCAAAGAAGUGCUCCACGAUCUCUCUCCGCUCAUCAAAGUCUACAAAGAUGGCUCCGUAGAGCGGCUCAAGGGCACCUCCCACGUCCCUCCGUCGCUGGAGGACCAAACCACCGGCGUAGCCUCUAAAGACAUAAGCAUUUCACCGGAGGUCAAAGCCAGAUUAUACCUCCCAAAGCUGACAGACCCGGACGAAAAACUCCCCGUUUUAGUCUACUUCCAUGGCGGUGCAUUCGUCGUCGAUUCUCCCUACUCUUCCCUCUUCCAUCCUUUCACUAACAUAUUAGCCGCCGAAGCAAAAGCUUUAAUCAUUUCCGUUGACUACAGGCUCGCCCCUGAACACCCUCUGCCUAUAGCCUAUCAAGAUUCGUGGACCGCCCUUCAAUGGGUGGCUUCGCACGUUAUUGCUGAUACUAGUAUCGUAAAGGAUCCAUGGAUUACUAAACAUGGCGAUUUUGUUAAAUUAUAUGUUGGCGGUGAUAGCUCCGGAGCCAAUAUAGCACACAAUAUUGUUCUCCAAGCUGGGGUAGAACCUUUGCCUGGGGAUGUCAAAAUCUUGGGUUUAUUUCUAUCCCAUCCUUUCUUCUGGGGAUCAAAGCCAAUUGGAUCGGAAUCAAAAGAGAAUUUUGAUGGACAGCACUUGGCUAAUAGGGUUUGGUCAUGUGUUUAUCCAUCGGCACCUGGCGGGAUUGACAAUCCAGUGACCAAUCCAUUUUCCGAGGAUGCGCCAAGCUUGUCCGGGCUGAAGUGUUCGAGGGUGCUGGUUUGUUUAGCAGAGAAGGAUCUUAUGACGCCAAGAGGGAUUCUUUAUGCUGAAACUGUGAAGAAAAGCGGGUGGAACGGUGAAGUUCAGCUGGUGGUGGUUGAUGGAGAAGAUCAUUGCUUCCAUUUAAUGGAUCCUCAUACUGAGAAAGCAAAGGAUUUGAUUAAGCAAUUGGCUUCUUUCAUUUCAUAG